Pogona vitticeps (central bearded dragon) is the source of this 3029-nucleotide messenger RNA. NCBI's taxonomy places the organism in Eukaryota, Metazoa, Chordata, Lepidosauria, Squamata, Agamidae. The record is from RefSeq and is a predicted model, not a curated record.
UGUCACACUUGAUGCAUGUCAGAAAUUAGAGAAGUCAAGACACUUCUUUCAGAAAUGACUAGCCGUGGUAGGAACACAGCAGUCUUCUGUUGUUGUCUCAGCCUACACCAUGUUUCCUUAUUUAACUGGAAUUUGGAUUUUACAGCUGGUGUUCACAGGUUUCUUGGCAGCAGGUGUUCAGACUCCCAUUAAAGGAAAAGUGGGUCAAAACAUCACUUUACCAUGUCAUUAUUCCACUAAUCAACAUGGUAUAACAACUAUAUGUUGGGGACAAGGGAAAUGUCCUUACUCUUUCUGUUCCAAGACCAUUGUCCAUACCGAUGCACAGCUGAAAAUACACGGGACGUCCAGCAGAUACCUUCUACUGGGAGACAUUCAUCAAGGAGAUGUGUCUCUAACCAUUGUGAACACAACUGAAAAAGAUUCAGGAACUUACUGUUGCCGCGUGGAGAUAUCAGGCUGGUUCAAUGAUAAGAAAACAAAUGUUGAAGUUGUCAUCGAGAAGGGGAACUCAGAGACAACCUCAUCUGCAGCACCAGUUUCAUCAACUCCAGCCCUGAUAGACUUCAGUGAAUCUUAUUUUAUUUUGGAACCAAGAUGGAUGCCUAGUACAGCAUCUCAGCCAGAUAAUGUUUCUUUCUAUUUCUCCACACGGAUGAAACAUGAGAGGAAAGAAGAACCUUCCUGGACAAGCCUGUUUGUUGGCUGUGGAGUAUGUGCGGUAUUAUUAGUAAUUGUGACUCUGCUGCUACUAAAGUGGCAUCUACACAAGAAGCAAAAGAUGAACAAUGCUACAAGUCAGAUAGUGUUCUCAAAUUCAGAGGUUGGAGGGAUUCACCAUGUUCUGGAUGCUGGUGUUCAUGCACCUGAAAACUUUUAUGAAUUCAGCUCGGGCACCAUAUCUCAAAACGUAGUAAGAGGUGUGGUGGGCCAGGCUGUCCUGUUGCCAUGCUGGUACAAUGUCCAACAGGCAGGCGGCCUUACCCACAUGUGCUGGGGUCGAGGCAGCUGCCCAAAUUCGAAAUGCAGUCAGGAAAUUCUCCGUACAGAUGGAAGGUGGGUUGUAUCAAGAAGUUCAUCAAGGUAUGAUCUAAAGGCUGGUGUGACUAAUGGAGAUGUAUCGUUGACCAUUGCAAAUCUAAAUGAGAGAGACGGAGGACUGUACUGCUGUCGUAUUGAAAUAAGAGGCUGGUUCAAUGACAUAAAAAAGACUUUGAAUCUACAGGUUGAGAGAGCGACAACCACAGUGCCCACCACAACUAUCACAACCAGUACAACUACCACAGCCACUACAACCACGACCACCACAGCCACUACAACACAGAUGGUCACCACCAUAAUAACCACUGCUCGCUUCCCAACCACAGUUACUCAUUCAACAUCUUCCUUUCCUCUCUUAACAACUAACCCACAUUCUCCAAAAACCUCUACUGCUACUAGUGGUCCAACAACAGCCACAUCUUCUAUAUCAAAAGCUAUUGGUUUUCCUGCAACUAUUCUUCCUUUAGUGAACACUGAAACAUUGUCAACUACUCUUCAGGAUAAGUCAACUAAAAGUGUCUGUCCUUUUUUCACCAUGGAGAUGGCUUCUUCUGCUACAGUGGCUACAUCUAGCCAAACUGGACGGACAGUGUCAGAGAUGACUGAAAACCUUGAAAAUAGUGCCAACUCAGCACCCGCUGUAACGUUUUUGGAUUUAUCAAAGAAGUAUUAUCCAGUGCUAAUUGCUUGCAUUCUUGUGCUCGGUGGUCUCUUCGUGAUGGCUAUAAUACAGCUAGUGAAAUGUAAAAAGAUGAGAAAAUAUCAGUUGGACAAUAUGAAAAGCUUAAUCAAAGAGGAAGAACCUGAGCAAUCAUCUGCUGAAACAGAAAGAGAAAGUGUAAUUUUUCCUCUGUAACAAGUCACAUUUUUGUAACCAUUCAGCUACAAAUAUUAUGGAUUUCCCCCCUAAAGCAACAUUCCUUAAUGAUAUACAUUGGUAUAUAUUCUGAAAUUGUGCCAAACACUUAUUACUUACCUCUGUCAACUAACUGUUGUGCUCUGUCGCCAAUCUUUUGUUGGGUUUUAUUUUCUGCUUCUAAAAUGGCUUUUAAACAUUCUGGACAAAAAGUGCACACAUUUCACAUUGUGCACUGAGGAUAUUGCCAGGACAAAAUAUAGUUGUCAAAAAGGCCAGCCCUACCUUUAGGCAGGCUGUGUCAGUUACCAAAGGCGGACUUGGGAUGUCAUUUUGUUAAAUAAAAAAGACACACAAUUGUUUGUUCAUUUACAUGCAUUUUUUACUACCGAGAUGGGAGAGAAAGUUGUCAGAUUUGGUGUCUCAUGUUGUAAAAUAACCCAUCUGAGUCCUGAGUUUGAGGGUGGAGGCAUUCUGUUGUACCUCAGGCAGUGAAAUGUAUUGGGCUACUUUGGCCAGAAACAGUAUUUCUGGUGAUACUUUUUACAUUUCCAACAGUUGUGGUAGCAAUGACAUGAAUCAAAGCCCAGCGAGGUGCACAUGUUGACAUAUUUCCUAUUAUGUGGAUAGUUACACUGGUAAUUCAGCAGACUGAGAUGUUAAGGGGUUAAACCGCAUAUUGGUAAACUACUUAGCCAUUAUGUUCUUCCCCAAAUUCUGAGCUAUGUAAAUCCCAAUGUGUAAAUCCUGCUCUGGGUAAUAACUUGACAUUGUGCUAGCGAUUAAUCUCUAGUGCAGAAUGGUGGCAUAAAUGCUUAAAGUGCAGUCCAUAGCAAUAAUGAUUUUAGAACAAUAUAAUGAUGAAACUUGUACCUGGUGCAAUUCAUGUCCCAGAAGUAUAGAAGAGAAGCAGCUAAACUCCCCUGGGUAUUUCUUCAUUUCUGCUUUACUUUUUAUAUAUCCUCUUCCACUUCUUCUGAGGCUGGAAUUUUUAUAGCUCAUAUACAAUGUUUGCACUUUUGAAGAUUUUUUUAAAAAAAUAUCCCCCAACCAACAAAUCUUGCAUCUCUGAACUUCUAAGCCCCACUAGGGAAUUGUCACUCUAUCAAACACAAUCGCAUGCAGGUGAUUG